AUGGCUCCAAUACGUUCCACUGGAUUUGUUGAUCCUGGUUGGGAUCAUGGCAUUGCUCAAGAUGAGCGCAAAAAGAAAGUUAGAUGUAAUUACUGUGGGAAAAUUGUUAGUGGUGGGAUAUACAGAUUAAAACAGCAUUUAGCUCGAGUUUCUGGUGAAGUAACAUACUGUGAAAAGGCUCCAGAGGAAGUCUACCUUAAAAUGAAGGAAAAUCUGGAUGGGUGCCGUUCCAAUAAGAAACAAAAGCAAGUUGAUGCACAGGCAUAUAUGAAUUUCCACUCUAAUGAUGAUGAAGACGAUGAAGAGCAAGUUGGGUGUAGAAGUAAAGGGAGGCAAUUGAUGGUUGAAAGGAAUGUGUCUGUAAAUUUGACUCCUCUUCGAUCUUUAGGAUACAUUGACCCAGGGUGGGAACACGGUGUUGCUCAGGAUGAGAGAAAGAAAAAAGUUAAAUGCAGUUACUGUGAGAAAGUUGUCAGUGGAGGUAUUAAUAGGUUUAAACAACAUUUGGCUAGAAUUCCUGGAGAGGUAGCACCAUGUAAAAGUGCUCCUGAAGAAGUUUAUCUUAAAAUUAAAGAUAAUAUGAAAUGGCAUCGCACUGGAAAGAGGCACAGGCAACCUGAGGGUAAGGAACUGUUGCCUUUCUAUCCGAAGUCCGAUAAUGAUGAUGACGAAUAUGAGCAACCGGAAGAUACUUUGCAUCAUAUGAACAAGGAAGCUUUGAUUGAUAUUGAUAGGAGAUACUCCAAAGAUACAGCAAAGACGUUCAAGGGAAUGCCCCCAAAUACUGGCCCAGAACCAGUGUUGAGAAGAUCAAAAUUGGAUAGUUUUUACCAGAAACCUCCCAUGAUUCAGACUCCUACAACUUACAAACAUUUAAAAGUCAAGACAGGGUCCACGAAGAAAUUACGCAAGGAAGUUAUUUCCUCAAUAUGCAAGUUCUUUUGCCAUGCAGGAAUUCCUUUACAAGCUGCUGAUUCCAUAUAUUUUCAUAAAAUGCUGGAAAUGGCUGGUCAAUAUGGACAAGGACUGGUAUGCCCACCCAGCCAGAUUAUUUCUAGUCGCUUUUUGCAGGAAGAAAUCAAUUCCAUUAAGAAUUACCUUAUUGAAUAUAAGGCUUCAUGGGCAAUCACUGGUUGUUCUAUAAUGGCUGAUAGUUGGAGAGAUACCCAGGGUAGGACAAUUAUUAACUUUCUUGUUUCAUGUCCUCACGGUGUAUACUAUGUUUCAUCAGUUGAUGCCACUAAUGUGGUAGAAGAUGCACCAUAUUUAUUUAAGCUUCUGGACAAAGUAGUGGAAGAAAUAGGUGAGGAAAAUGUAGUGCAGGUAAUCACUGAAAAUACUCCUAACUAUAAAGCUGCAGGAAAAAUGCUUGAAGAGAGGAGAAGGAAUUUAUUUUGGACGCCUUGCGCUACCUACUGUAUUAAUCAGGUGCUUGAAGAUUUCAUGAAGAUAAGAUGUGUAGAAGAAUGCAUGGAAAAGGGCCAAAAAAUUACAAAACUAAUAUACAAUCAAAUAUGGUUGUUAAAUCUUAUGAAAAGUGAAUUUACCCAGGGAAAGGAUCUUCUUAAACCAGCUGGUACUCAGUGUGCCUCUAGCUUUGCUACAUUGCUGAGUUUGUUGGAUCAUCGAGUUAGUCUCAGACGAAUGUUUCUUUCAAACAAAUGGAUGUCAUCCAGGUUCUCCAGCUCAAGUGAGGGGAAAGAGGUGCAAAGAAUUGUUCUGAAUGUUACAUUUUGGAAGAAAAUGCAGUAUGUGAGGAAGUCAGUCGAGCCCAUUUUGCAAGUGAUUCAAAAGGUGUCUAGUGGAGAGAGCUUGUCAAUGCCAUAUUUAUAUAACGACUUGUACAGGGCAAGACUUGCAAUUAAAUUUGGUCAUAGCGAUGAUGCACGUAAAUAUGAACCAUUCUGGAAGGUGAUAGACAGACAUUGUAACUCUCUUUUCUGUCAUCCUCUUUACUUGGCUGCUUACUUCUUGAACCCAUCAUACCGAUAUCGUCAGGAUUUUGUUGCGCAUUCUGAGGUAGUACGAGGGCUGAAUGAAUGCAUUGUUCGGCUAGAUCUAGAUAGUUUGAGACAAAUAUCUGCAUCAAUGCAAAUUGCUCAUUAUAAUUCUGCACAAGAUGAUUUUGGAACUGAAUUGGCAAUUAGCACAAGAACAGGUCUUGAACCAGCUGCUUGGUGGCAACAGCAUGGAAUAAGUUGCUUAGAGUUGCAAAGAAUAGCCGUGCGAAUAUUAAGUCAAACAUGCUCAUCUUUUGCAUGUGAGCAUGAUUCAAAUAUGUAUGAUCAGAUAUAUAGCAAAAGAAAAAAUCGUCUAUCUCAGAAGAAACUUAACGACAUUAUGUACGUUCACUAUAACUUGCGCCUUAGAGAAUGCCAAGUAAGGAAAAGGUCCAGGGAGUCAAAGUCAACCUCUGUUGACAGUGUUCUACAAGAGCAUUUAUUUAGUGACUGGAUAGUUGAUACCACUGCACAAAGCUACGAUGGUGACAAGAAUAUUCCUUUUGGAGUUGAACUAGACGAUGAAUAUGAAAAUGAUUCAAUUGACUAUGAAGAUGGAGCUGCAAGGCAUCUAAAGGGUUCCCUUGAGCUUAUGACUAUGGCUGACGGAGCAGUAGGAUCAUCAGAUGCAGAUCAUGCUAACAUCGACGGCGCCACGGACGAUGAGUCGGAUCUGAAUUAUUUUGAUGAUGAUUUAAGCGAGUAA
Messenger RNA from Lathyrus sativus (Indian pea), 2706 nucleotides. Lineage: Eukaryota; Viridiplantae; Streptophyta; Magnoliopsida; Fabales; Fabaceae. The record is from the annotation of a GenBank genome assembly.